This is a messenger RNA of Ooceraea biroi (clonal raider ant), 1406 nucleotides long. It is a transcript of the gene PSR, whose product is annotated as bifunctional arginine demethylase and lysyl-hydroxylase PSR. Gene Ontology annotation, biological process: phagocytosis. Gene Ontology annotation, molecular function: histone H4R3 demethylase activity; P-TEFb complex binding. The record is from RefSeq and is a predicted model, not a curated record. Gene Ontology annotation, cellular component: cytoplasm; nucleus. Lineage: Eukaryota; Metazoa; Arthropoda; Insecta; Hymenoptera; Formicidae.
AGAACUGAGUUCAAUUGUUACUAUCCAUUAUCACUGAUCACUCGCCGACCGAGGUUUUUGCACGUAUUUCUUUACUGUAAAUACACACAUUCGACGAUUUUAUCGCCGUGUAGGCAAUAGAAUCGUAGUCAUGACGGAAGAAUGGAAACUAGAUCAUCGUGCGAGAAAGAGGAUCAAGGAAGUGAAAAAGAAGGCCCGCCCAGAGCUCGCGGAUAAAGCAGCAUGGAGCCAGCAUGGCUACAGCAAGAACUUCAAAACGUUCUGGGAGUUCCAAGAUAACGCCGAGCGUAUCGAUGAAUCCAACGUGGCUACGGAACUGUUUGUUGAGAGAUAUGAGAAACCCUACAAACCUGUGAUAAUACGAGGUGUUCAAAACGGCUGGAGAGCUCAGCACAAAUGGACUAUAGAGAGAUUAGCGAAGAAAUACCGGAAUCAAAAGUUUAAGUGCGGCGAGGACAAUGAGGGAUACAGUGUAAAGAUGAAGAUGAAAUACUAUGUUCGUUACAUGUAUCAUAACGAGGACGAUUCUCCCCUGUACAUUUUCGAUAGCUCGUUUGGCGAGCAUCCAAGGCGAAAGAAGCUGUUAGAAGAUUAUAUAAUUCCUAAGUACUUCCGGGACGACCUUUUCCAUCAUGCUGGAGAACAUCGAAGACCUCCAUAUCGCUGGUUUGUUAUGGGACCUGCCAGAUCCGGUACAGGGAUACAUAUAGACCCGUUAGGAACCAGUGCAUGGAACGCUUUAAUUUCCGGUCAUAAACGUUGGUGCCUGUUUCCCACGCAUACUCCUCGCGAAUUGUUAAAAGUAUCCGCGUCCGAAGGUGGUAAGCAGAGGGACGAAGCUAUCACGUGGUUUUCCAUUGUUUAUCCUCGUACAAAGCUACCUACAUGGCCAAAAGAUUGUAGUCCGAUAGAGAUUUUACAGACUCCUGGUGAAACUGUCUUUAUUCCCGGCGGUUGGUGGCACAUCGUUCUAAAUCUUGACGAGACUAUCGCAGUAACACAAAAUUUCUGCUCGCGUACCAAUUUUCCGGUAGUUUGGCACAAAACGGUCCGAGGACGGCCAAAGCUGUCACGGAAAUGGUUAAAAGUACUCAGCGAUAAAGAGCCGGAACUAGCAAAGUUAGCAAAAACCAUAGAUGUAAAAGAGGAUACUGGCGUUGCUAGUGACUCUUCGAGCGGAUCAUCGAGCAGCUCGUCAAGUAGCACCAGUAGUAGUCAAUCCGAGGAUAGUGAGGACGAUAGCGGUCAAGAAUCGCUUACCGCACACAAAAAGAGAAAGAGAAGAAAACUGAAUAACAGCCAACCCUGACAAUACCCAGUAUUUAAAACCUACAGAGACCUCAGACUGUACAGUAUUAAUCAACAAUUAUUGUUUAUACUAAGAAUAAAUAUUAUAAUUAUUACUA